AUGUCUGACAAAGAAAGACUCCACAUGAAAACUUCGAUCGAGUCGACGUCCAGCGAUGUAACAGUGUUGUCAGACUACAGUAGUACGCUGCCAGAAAACCUUCCGACAUGGACCAAAAAUCAAAAAGCACAAUCCUUCGGGCUAAAAUCCCUCACCGCUCUCUACACUCUUAUCCUCACUAUCGUCGCCUUCAUCGUCGAAAUCUCCCCCACAUGGCAAUCAGACUCCAUGCACAUCGAGUACACAAUAUUCUGUGUUCUAAUGUAUUCCAUCGCAAUUCUCUACUUUAUUUAUCUCUACACAGUCAUUCUCUACCCCAUCGUAUUCAACACAAUCCUCCUGUACCUGGAGAGAAUCCACGUGUUGAGCGUUCAUUCUGUCAAGAGAUGGGUCCGUCCAGAGCCAGUGUUUACUGGAGAAGGAGCUGGAACAUUGUACUUGAGAUUGGGAACUUUAUUAUUCGGAACACUUGGAAGUGUACUAUGGGGCUCUGAAAUCUUCCUAUGCUUCUUCACAGAAACCCGUCAUAACAUCUACGUUGUCAAGUACAUAUUCGCAUUUGUCUUUACCUACUUGCAAAUGCAUUUCCUUUGCUGCAACUCUAAAAUCGAUCUACCCAAGAAUAGCUUCAUCGCUUCAUUCGGAAUGAUGCAUUGUAUCGCUGUGAACCUUUGGGUUUGGUUCUCCCUAUGCCUCGCGAAAGCGGUAUAUAAAACUAACAAGAAGACGUUGAAGCUCCAGGCAAAUGAGGAGAAGUGGAAGAAGAAGAAUAUGACAGAUAUGGUAACAGAGGCAAUCACAACUACAGUAGCCUACGUGUUGGAAGGAGAGGGAGAGUUCAGUGCCAGUGAGAAGCAGCUGAGAUCCUUGUACAAGCUGGGUAGUGCUGCCAACUUUUUGCUGACCACACUUGUCGAGUUUUCUCUGAUCGCCGCUGCCGUGUAUUUCAUCAUUUGGAAACACGAGGGAGAGGAGAAUCCACAGGAAGCGAGGAAGAAACAUGUUAGGUUCGAUUGCAAAUCCACCUCGGUUGGAAUCUUUGCUGCCCUGGUUCUCCUCAUCGGAUCCUUCGUCUCCAUUUCCAUGCACUACAUCUACAACAACAGCGACAAGCCACGUGCCGCCGAUGAAGUCAUCGGAAUCGCCGAAACUGUACUUUUCUGUGUGACCCUCCUGGCUGUUUUUGCCGCUUUCAUCAGAAUGCGCAAACUCCAGUACAGAUUACACGCUCAUGGACAAGUGGUUGACGAGAUUCUGUUGAUUGUUGGGUUAGCUGGAGAGAUUGUUUACUGUAGUACAGGAUUGGAUUUAUAUGUCAAUGAGAGACUAGAGAAUGUAAAAGGAACGACUUGUCUUACUGUAGUGGCAUUUGUAUGUAGGAUUGUGCAGGUAGUGGUGCAGAGUAUAUUUAUCUUAGUUGCUUCAUGGUUGCGUAGCUUAUCAGCUAGUAAUAUUGCUAAUCAACCCGGCAAGCAGAUAAUCACAUUUUUAGUUGUCUGUAAUAUCAAUUUGUUUAUUUAUCACACUUUUGAAACGAUCGAAUCAAACUUUGGAUUCCCGCACAAAAUGGCGUCCGUCUACUCGGCGCUCCUGAAUAUCUCAUCUCCUCUAGUGGUGUUCUACAGAUUUCACUGUUCAGCUUGUCUUGCGGAAAUCUGGAAACAUGCGUAUUCGACGAAACAUAAUCAUAGUCAUAAUCAUAAUGUACAUCACAAACCGUUAGAAGAUCAUCAUAUUGCUUGA
Caenorhabditis briggsae is the source of this 1743-nucleotide messenger RNA. Gene Ontology annotation, cellular component: membrane. The record is from RefSeq and is a predicted model, not a curated record. Lineage: Eukaryota; Metazoa; Nematoda; Chromadorea; Rhabditida; Rhabditidae. Gene Ontology annotation, biological process: proton transmembrane transport. Gene Ontology annotation, molecular function: proton channel activity. Bases 1 to 1743 code for a protein of 580 amino acids. The transcript is spliced from 10 exons.